Microthlaspi erraticum is the source of this 1632-nucleotide messenger RNA. The record is from the annotation of a GenBank genome assembly. Lineage: Eukaryota; Viridiplantae; Streptophyta; Magnoliopsida; Brassicales; Brassicaceae.
AUGGCUCACAAGAACUCUAACGAAGACGGCUCUAUCGGAAGCUCCUUGCAUGGAGUCACCGCAAGGGAGCAAGUCUUCUCCUUCUCCGUGCACGACGAAGAUGGCCCUUCAUCUCAAGCCGUCCGAUCGGACGAUCCAACAGCUAAGUUCGCUUUGCCGGUUGACUCAGAACAUAGAGCAAAAGUGUUCAAACCACUCUCAUUCGCCAAACCACACAUGAGAGCUUUCCACUUAGGAUGGAUCUCUUUCUUCACUUGCUUCAUCUCCACCUUCGCUGCCGCACCUCUAGUCCCCAUCAUCCGCGACAACCUCGACCUCACCAAUAGCGACAUCGGAAACGCCGGAGUAGCAUCCGUUUCCGGCGCCAUUUUCUCAAGACUCGCUAUGGGUGCAGUAUGUGACCUUCUCGGUGCACGUUACGGCACUGCCUUCUCCCUCAUGCUCUCAGCUCCAGCCGUUUUCUCCAUGUCGUUCGUAGCUGAUGCCGGAAGCUACUUAGCCGUUCGGUUCAUGAUCGGUUUUUGCUUAGCCACGUUCGUGUCAUGCCAAUACUGGACGAGCGUCAUGUUCAGUGGAAAGAUCAUAGGACUCGUUAACGGAUGUGCCGGAGGAUGGGGAGACAUGGGAGGAGGCGUGACUCAGCUACUCAUGCCAAUGGUCUUCCACGUCAUCAAACUCACCGGAGCCACUCCUUUCACGGCGUGGAGGUUCGCCUUCUUCAUCCCCGGCUUCCUUCAGAUCAUUAUGGGCAUUCUUGUCCUCACUCUCGGCCAAGAUCUCCCCGACGGCAACCUCAGUACCCUCCAAAAGAGUGGUCAAGUUUCCAAAGACAAAUUCUCCAAGGUCUUUUGGUUCGCUGUGAGGAACUAUAGAACAUGGAUCUUAUUCGUUCUCUAUGGAUUCUCCAUGGGAGUUGAAUUAACGAUCAACAACGUCAUCUCCGGAUACUUCUUCGACAGGUUUAACCUUACGCUACACACAGCCGGUAUAGUAGCAGCCAGCUUCGGUAUGGCAAACUUCUUCGCACGUCCCUUGGGUGGCUACGCCUCGGAUGUAGCUGCACGGCUCUUCGGCAUGAGAGGCCGGUUAUGGACCCUGUGGAUCCUACAAACCAUUGGAGCUCUGUUCUGCAUCUGGCUCGGCCGUGCUAGUACACUCCCUAUAGCUAUCUUAGCCAUGAUGCUCUUUUCCAUCGGCACACAAGCCGCUUGCGGAGCUCUCUUCGGUGUUGCUCCUUUUGUUUCCCGACGUUCCCUUGGUCUUAUCUCGGGACUAACCGGAGCUGGAGGAAACUUCGGGUCAGGUGUUACUCAGCUUCUUUUCUUCUCCUCGGCGAGGUUUAGUACAGCUGAAGGACUUUCGUUGAUGGGGGUUAUGGCGGUCGUGUGCACACUUCCGGUUGCGUUUAUACAUUUUCCGCAGUGGGGAAGCAUGUUCUUAAAGCCAUCGCAACACGAAGAGAGAUCAAAGGAGGAGCAUUAUUAUGGAGCGGAAUGGACAGAGGAAGAGAAGAGCUUAGGGCUACAUGAGGGAAGCAUUAAGUUCGCUGAGAACAGCCGGUCGGAGAGAGGCCGGAGAGCGAUGUUGGCUGAUAGUCCAACACCGCAGACCGGAAGUCCGGCUCAUGUCUAG